GCAGCGCCUGCAUUCUCCAGAUUGUCUCUUCACAGAGCGGCUGACAUGUGGCACUGCUAAGCCGGCUUGAACGCGCCGAGCCAUGACUAUGUUCGGUAUCAAGACGUGCCUCUGGUUCGUUGUGAUCGUUAGCUUGGGACUUGCGGGUGCCAAGAAAUACAAGUUUUUUAGGAAAACGGCUCAAGGAACGUUACAAGAGCUCGAGGAAUCCUGCUCCCAACCGUGCCAGAAUGGCGGCCGUUGCUUUAAGGAACGGUGUGCCUGCCCUCCUGAAUACAUGGGGCACUUUUGCGAAUACCCGAGGGAUGUAUGCAACGUGGAGCGAGCUGGGUUCCUUGGAGUGUCCAGGUGCAGCCACAAUCGACUCGGGACGACGUGCUUCCUCGAAUGCUCUAGGGAUUGGAGCUACGAGUCUCUUCCGCUGACAAACGUGUACAACUGCACCCCUUCUGGCGAGUGGUCACCUCCGGAGUUCCCAAAAUGUAUCAAAAAGGGGGACCGCCAAGUCAAGACAUCAGCACCUGGAUUUAAACGCCCGAGCGGGACGUGCGCAGUCUGGGGACGAGGACAUUACCGCACCUUCGACGGUUCCCUGUUCAGCUUCCGCAGCCGUUGCCGGCACCUCCUGGCUCACGAGUGUCGCAGCGAUACGUUCAGCGUCCACGUCAGCGACAGACACUGCGACGCCACGGCGCAGGCGGCGCAAUGUCGGCGCUCCGUCGAGGUCUACGUGGAAGGGCAGAAGUACGCCUUCGAGGUCAAGCCCGCGCCCAGGGUGUCGCUGGGCAACGUGUCGGCCCUCCUACCGGCGACCCUGGAAGGACUGCGCGUCGACUACGUCGCAGGAAGAGUCAUCAUCAACAGUCAGCUCGGGUUCACGGUCAUCUGGGAUGGGCGGGACUUGGUGGAGGUUUCUGUGGAAGAGUCUCUCAAGGGAAGCAUGUGUGGCCUUUGCGGUCAGUACGACGGCGAUCCAAGCAACGAUUUUGUCAACAGCCACGGUCGGCAGGUCUCGUCCCGGUCCGCCUUUCUUGACAGCUGGAAGAAGGACGACCUAGGCGAGGAGUGCGAAGAUAUCUUCUUCGAUCCUUCGAUACAGCACCAUAGUGAAGAACUUGUCCUGGAAGCCCGUCAGCUCUGUUCCAGAGUUACGAAUGAGACGUUUGCAUCCUGCCACAAGUUGGUGGAUCCCAAACCGUACAGCGACAUGUGCCUGGAGGACUACGAGUCGUGCCUGGGCGAUCAGGGCGAUGGCUGCCGUUGCAGUGCGCUGGCGGAGUACUUCAGGGAAUGCACGCGACUCGGCGGUAGCCUCGAAGCAACCUGGAGGAGAGACGACUUUUGUCCUGCCAGGUGUCCGGCAGGCAAGGUGUACAGCCAGUGCGGCGCAUCCUGCAUCAAGACCUGUCGAGAUCCAGAACCCACCUGCCAGCCCGAGCGCUGUGUGGACGGCUGUCAUUGUCCCGAGAAGACGCUGCUGCACAACGGCCAGUGCCUUCGGCCGCAGCAGUGCCCUUGCCUGCUGCACGGCAGGGAGUACCGGGCCGGGAGUCUGGUCAAGCGUGAAUGCAACUCCUGUGAGUGCAGGGGAGGCGAGUGGCAGUGCACAUCAAACCCGUGUCCCUCGCGCUGCGUAGCGAACGGAGAUCCCUUCUACUCCACCUUUGACGGCAAGACGUACGAGUUUAGUGGACAGUGUCCCUACUACUUACUGCAUUCGAAGAACUUCAGCGUGAUCCAGGAACUCGGCCACUGCCCCACUGACGCUGCCGCCGCUGUCAAGGUGCCGGAGGGAACCGCCAAGGACUGCUACAAGUCUGUCACUGUGGCUUCCGGCAAGGAUGUCGUGAUCAUCGAACGCGGAAAGGUGACGGUGAACAGCUAUCAGGUUCAGCUGCCAUACUCAAGCUCAGAGGUCAUCAUCUACCCGGCAUCAUCGGAAAUUACGAGGGCUCAGUUUCCGAACGGCGUUGUGCUUCUCUGGGAUCGGCACUCGAGGCUGCACAUCGACAGUCCUCCAGGGCUCCAGGGCCAGUUCCAGGGUCUGUGCGGCACCAACAACCUGAACCAGAAGGACGACUUCUGGACGCCCACGGGCGACGUGGAGGUGGAGGUCCGGUCGUUCGCCGAAAAGUGGAAAGUGGACGACUCGUGCACGGAAGAGGAGUCCCUCGAGAAGCAUCCCUGCGAAAGAGCCCCUCAGAGGGUGUCCGGAGCAAAACGGUUGUGCAAAGAACUCUACGCAGACUACUUUCGAGAGUGUCAUUACCUGGUGGAUCCUGAGCCGUACUACAAGAUGUGUCUGCACCGUACCUGUGCGUGCGACAAGGCCCUGAAGGAUUGCAUAUGUCCCUCUUUCGCCGACUACGCCGCCGAGUGCACGAGGAAAGGAAGGCUAACCCAGUGGCGCCAGUACAUUCCUCCAUGCAAAGUGGAGUGCUCGAAGGACAUGGCGUGGAGCGAGUGCGUCCGCGAGAAGUCCUGCUUCGAGAUCGCCCUCGGAGAUUCCGGAAACCAGACGUGUGUGGAAGGUUGCGCUUGCGUGGCCGGCUACGAGGAAGACGGUGCGUGCGUACCCAUAGAUGACUGCUCGUGCCUGCAUGACCAUAGGCAGCAUCCGGCGGGUACCACGAAGAAGAUCGCUGGUCAGAUGUGCGAGUGUGACAACGGAGAGUGGGAAUGUUCCGACGAGGACGGCGACCACGACUCGGCGCCUCCGACGUUCGACGUGGACGGGACUUCGUCAGAACGCUGCCCGCACGACGAGAACGCGGAGUACACGAGCUGUCUGGACGGAUGCCCGCGCACCUGCGACAACAUCAACGCCGAGACGACCUGCGACACCGUGAGCUGCACACCUGGAUGUCGUUGCAAGAGCGGAUUUGUGCUGGAGAAAGCUACAAACAGUUGCAUUUCCGAGAGCCAGUGCGGGUGCAAGCACGGAGGGAAAACCUACCAGGUGGGCACCGAGAUACGGAGGGACUGCAACAAAUGCACGUGCAGCGGAGGUCGCUGGGAGUGCGAAAAGGGCCAGUGUCCUGGAGUGUGCACAGUCUGGGGCGAGUCCCACUUCAGCACUUUCGAUGGGCGCAUCUUCGACUUCCGCGGAGACUGCGAGUUCAUGCUGGCCAAAGGAAGACUGGACAAGGACACCCACUUCGAGGUGUCCUUCCAAGGAGUGCCCUGUGCCACGGGAGACACCAUUUGCAAGAGGACCACCAAGAUCGUGCUCCGAGGCGAAGAAGUCAUGACCCUCGGUGGCGUCAAGCCACUUCCGGCCGUCAGGUUCGGCGCUGGUCACAUUGUCCGCGAGACUACGCUUCAGGCGACGGUCUUCACCAACAUGGGCCUCGUCAUACAGUGGGACAAAGCAACACGUCUCUCGAUCAUCCUCCAACCAGCUUGGAAGGGAAGGGUGAAAGGACUGUGCGGCAACUUCGACGGCAAUCAGAUGGACGACUUCGAGACUCCGUCCGGCGGGAUGAGCGAGGGCGACGCCCGCGUCUUCGGGGACAGCUGGAAACUUCGAGAGGCGUGCCCGGCCACCAAGGAGCCCGAGGAUGUGUGCGAGCAGAAGCCCCACAGAAAGACGUGGGCCGUGCAGAAGUGCGAGGUGCUCAAGUCCCCGCUUUUCGAGCCUUGCCACUCGGAAGUCAGUCUCGAACCCUAUUACGAAAGAUGCGUGCAGGACGUCUGUGGAUGCGACUCCGGCGGAGACUGCGAGUGCUUGUGCACCAACAUUGCGGCCUACGCCCACGAGUGCGCGGCCCAAGGCGUCCCUGUCAAGUGGAGGUCGCAAACGCUGUGCCCUAUUCAGUGCGACACCGAGUGCUCCGAAUACGACGCCUGCAUGCCCGGAUGUCCCCCCAAGACUUGCGAAACGCUCAGCGUGUCCGGAAGACUGGAGGAACUCUGCGGCAACGGGACCACGUGCCAGGAGGGAUGCAGGCCCAAGCCCUGUCCCCCCGGCUACGUGUUCGACAACGAACGAGACAUGAACUGCGUGCGCGAAGCGCACUGCAAGGUGCCCUGCAAGGAGAUCUACGGGAAGCUCUACCUGGAAGGAGAACGCAUCACAGACGAGAGGAUUGCCGAGCCUUGCGAAUCCUGCUUCUGCCAGGGCGGCUCCCUCGUGUGCAAGGGCCAUCCAUGUCCGAACACGGAGACUCCGCCGACCAUCGACUGCAGCUCUAGUGGAUGGACGCCUUGGCUCAAUCCCCCGGCAAAGGCUUCUGGAGACUUCGCACUCUUGGGAGAUCCGAAGUUCGCGUCUCUGUACAGUGGCUACUGCGGACCUCGGAGCGUCGUGGACAUAGAGUGCCGCGUCACUCCCUCGGGAGUUGCUGCCAUGAAGGCGGGACAAAGCGUCACUUGCGAACUGCCCCGGGGACUGGCGUGUUACCACAGGGACCAGGCCGAGGGGACUUGCCUCGAUUACGAAGUUCGACUAUUGUGCGACUGUGAUUCAUCCGACAACGGAAUUACGACCACGGCAACAACUACCACGGACCGCUCUAGGAUAGGAGGAGGCUCGUCAGAGACAACCACAGCGACCUUCACGCACUACAUGAACGACAAGCAAACCACAAGCGUUGACGAUGGCGGACGAGGGCAGAGACCGACCGAAGCGCCUUCAGUAUUGUGCGUUCCUCACUGGACCGACUUCUACAACACCGAUAGCCCGGACAUCGGCGACGGAGACGUGGAGGCCCUCGAAGACAUCAGAAAGGAUUACGCCGUCUGUGAUGGCGGCCCGAUCGGGGAUGUAGAGUGCAAGGCGACUGUGGGCGGAAAGUUUGUGGACUACAGGGAAACGGAAGACGUGGGCGUCAAGUGCUCCAAGGACACCGGUCUGGUCUGUCUCAACUGGCUUCAGUCGAAGGGAAAAGUCUGCCAGGACUACGCAGUGCGCUUCUUCUGCCAGUGCGGAAAUACCCAGCAAGGGAUGACAACGGAAGCAAUAGUUCCUUCUCGGGAACCGGGCGAUGGGACUGAGACCGGUACGAGCGGCGGUGCUGCCUGCAUUCCCGGAUGGUCUCCGUUCUUCGACUUCGACAACCCCAGCAGCGGAGAGGGGGACAUCGAGUCUCCAGACGACUACGCGGAAAAAUCUUGUAGCACGGACAACGUCAAAAAGAUCGAAUGUAAAGUCAUAAAUGACGAAGCGGGAACGGUGAUUGACUGGACGCAAACGGGCGACAGUUACGUCACCUGUUCCAAGGAACAAGGACUGGAAUGCUUGAACGACUACCAGGAACCUGGCAAGAACUGUCACAACUACAAGAUUCGCGUCUUCUGUGACUGCCCCGGCAACGCCACGCCGACGUCCGCCACAGGUUAUCCAGAGCUGGAAGACACUAGCGCGCCUUCAGGAAUGACAAGGGACACCGAGUUUUCGGAGCCUACAGAACCAGAGCCAAGAGACCAGGGCGACAGACCAAUGUGCGGAUGGACCGAAUGGAUGGACGUCGACGACCCCAUGGCAUCUACGAGGGAUAUGGGAGACUUCGAAUCCCCGGAUGUCCUAAGGUCAAGGCACGGUAGCUGCGUGCUCCCGAACCUCAAGGACAUCGAGUGCCGUGUCAAGUUCACGCACGAAGACUGGAAACAAAGUGGGCAGAGUUCCCUGUCCUGCGACGUCCGCAACGGGUUCCGCUGCUACAACAAGUUUCAACUGAACUCGCGUUGUUUCGACUACGAAGUGCGCCUGCUGUGCGCCUGUUCGGAAAGCGAGACUACGACGACUGCCAAGCCUCCGUCAACCAUCGUACAGGAAGAGAAAACAGUGAAUACGGAGCCUGAGGGUACCACAUCUCCGACCACAUCAACAGGUUCGCAAGAAACGGCUCCUGCAUGUGCUUGGUACGAUGUGGUGUGCAAAACAAGACUAAAAGGAACAACUACCACCGAGGAACCACCCUCUUCAUCUUCCGAAUCCUCAACGUUUCCACCGAUCACUGAAACAGAACCGCAGAAAACGACACCAAGCUCCGAACUGGAAGAAACGGCUACUCCAGAUCAAGGUGUCGCAAUAACUGAUUCGCAAGGAACGGCUCCUACAUGUGCUUGGUACGAUGUGGUGUGCAAAACAAGACUAAAAGGAACAACUACCACCGAGGAACCACCCUCUUCAACUUCUGAAUCCUCAACGUUUCCACCGAUCACUGAAACAGAACCGCAGAAAACGACACCAAGCUCCGAACUGGAAGAAACGGCUACUCCAGAUCAAGGUGUCGCAAUAACUGAAGUAACCUCAAGCUCCAACGGACCGGACGGGUUCACAGCUCCUACCGAAAGCACAACGGAAAGAGGCGAGCCCACUCCUGCUGUCUACACUCCCACCCGGCCUGAUGGGUUCUAUGGCGAAGUAACCACAAGGCCCAACGAACAAAACGGGGUCACAACUCCCACUCAGAGUACCACGGAGAGAGAUGGGUACACUACUCCGUACAGUGCCGUUCACACAACCACCGGGCGUGAUGAAUUCCAUGGCGCCUGUCCUCCUGGUCAAGUCUACAGCAGGUGUGCUUACCAAUGCAACCAGACUUGCAACCUCUUUCGGAUUCAGCUGUACCGUCAGCGCAAGUGCAUCGAAGAAGACGAUUGCCUCCCUGGCUGCCGUCCCGCGUCUGUCUGCGAACGUCCGAAGGUCUGGCAUGACUACGUCACCUGCAUAGAGGAGGAGGACUGCAGCUGCAUGUACCAGGGAAAAAUCAUCGGAGCGAAUCAAGUCGUGGACGAAGGCUGCGAGCGUUGCAUCUGCCAGGACAACGGCGUGCUCUGUACAGACAUGCCCGGUUGCAAGACACUGCCGACAGGAUUGCCUCUGCUGACCGUCCCCGGGCAAGACGUACCCGUAAUCAUGGAGAACGUCACUCUGCCGGUGACUUGCGUUCCUGGUUGGACUCCCUGGUACAACACCCGAAAGCCAGACGAGCACGGAGACUUCGAGACGGUGGAGGCGAUACGAGCCAAAGGACAUUUCGUCUGCGAUGAACCUUACCGGCUAGAUAUCCAGUGCAGAGUGGCCUUCGAGAGGAUGGCUGGUAUCAAGUCGUCAGUUCCUCGCCAGGAGGUCGUGUGCGACCUUAAGAAAGGUCUUUUCUGCUCCAACGAUGCGCAAAGGAACCGUCGAUGUCUGGACCAUACGGUUCGCUUCUACUGCGGCUGCGAUUCGUCCCGAGUCACCAGCACCACCCCCCUGUCGACAGAUGUCCCAACGGAAUAUGCCUACGAUCGCACCACCACAGAAACAUCGGGAGAAUACAGUACGCCGACUGACAUUGUCUACAACCACACCGCCGUAGAAACGACAACAGAAAAGUGCAAGCGGUUCGUGUACCUGGUGAACGGUCCCAUGCCACUGCCAGCCAGCAGCUACAAGGCCUCCAGCAGCGCAAGUCCCGCGUCUGACCCGAACCAUUCCCGACUUGGAACCACAUCGACGCGGACGUCUUUGGGAGCCUGGAUACCGCGGCGCCAAGGCCCCGGUGAGUUCGUGGAAGUGGACCUGGGUCGAGUGCAGACCCUGUUCGGGGUCACGACCCAGGGCCGGGACCGCACCCACCAGUGGGUGACGCGCUACAGGGUGCUCGUCAGUACCGACGGAGUGCAUUACGCCUACAUCCAGGAUGCGGACGGAGAGGUCAAGGACUUUCUGGGCAACCACGACGCGAGCGGAGUGGUGCGACAGCUCUUCGAGCCACCCGUGAGGGCGCGGUUCGUGCGGCUGGAACCGAUCGCCUGGAACGAGCUCAUCGCACUGCGCUUCGACGUGCUCGGCUGCAUCGACGGAAUUCAGAACGACGAGCAAACAGCUGUUCCUCCACAUGUCACAGAAACCAGUCCUGGUACACCAGAAACUGCGACUUCAUUCGUGAGCUUGUGCCCCGAGAUACCCGAGAACCUCCGACAGUUCUGUCCCAGCUGUCCCCAAGGACACCUCUGCGAUGGUUCGACCUGCGUUCCCGAGUCCCACUGUCCUUGCUUCCAGGACGAACAUCUCUUUCAUGUGAAUACGAUCAUCAAGACUAGAGACUGCAACACCUGCACAUGCUCACUGAAUGGCCAUUCCAAAUGCGCGAGGACAGUGUGCCGAUGCACUCUGGAGGGCAAACGCUCCACGUUCGAUCGCGACUGCAACUGCAAGUGCGAGUUCUGCCCGCCUGGACAACGCCUCUGCCAGACGUCCAACGAGUGCAUCGAUGAGUUCAAGUGGUGCAACGGGGUCAAGGACUGCCCCGACGACGAGCAAGACUGCGCAAACGAGCCACAGGGACACCCGCCCGCCAUAUCUCCCUGCCCGACGGCAAAGAAACCAAACUGUCCGAAGGGCCAGUACCCGAAGAUGGACCGCAAUGCCCGAUGCCCGGAAUACGUUUGUGUGCCCGAAGGCGAUGAGGAUGUGUGCAAGGUUUUGGCCAAUGCUGGGAUCUGUAUGGUUGCGGGCAACUCGGUGAAGACGUUUGAUGGCCAGGAGUUUCGCUACGAGAUCUGCGACCACAUACUUCUGCAGGACAAAAAAUCGAGGCAGUUUUCUGUUACCGCCCACAAGAGAUGCCACAGGAGGGGAGACAUCAGCGUCUGUGAGAAAUCCGUGUCCAUCAUGUGCAACGACGUCUUCGUCAAGCUGGGUCCCACCCUCCAAGAGGUCAAGGUGAACGGAUCCGACGUUCCCACGCGCAGCCUUCAGACCAUCAGCCGUCGACUGAAGGACGUGCUCCUGGCCCUGAGUGGUCAACGACUGCUCUUCGCCUCGCACAAGCACAAUUUCCAAGUGGAGCUCGACGAAUGGCAAAACAUCAAGAUUGGGGUGUCCGAAUGCUUGUUGGAUACCAUCAGCGGUCUGUGUGGGUCCUUCAACUACGACCGGGCGGAUGACCUCCGCACUCCUGAUGGCCGGCUGGAGUCUUCUGGUCAGGUCUUUGGUGACAGCUGGAUGACUACAGCGAAAGCCAGCUGCUCACCUUCGUCUUGCCCCCACGACGUUCUUGAGAGAGCGCGCAACUGGUGUCACAAGCUGAAAGAGGCUCCCCUCAGUCAGUGCCUUGAGGCCAGCUCCACGAGCAUGUCGAUAAACAUCUGCGAAGAUUUUGUGUGCGAGUGCAUGGCCUACUCGGAGAACGAUGCCAAGAAGUGCAUGUGCCAAGCCAUCGAGGGUUUCGUCGCCACCUGUGAUGCGUCUGUUCGUCAGAAGAUUGCUUCUGAGUGGAGGCUUCUUCUUGGAUGUGCUCCAAAGUGUCCGGCUGGCAUGGAGUGGAGAGACUGUGGGCCUGCCUGUGAGAAGACAUGUGAGAACAUGCGGGACAAGUUCAACGAAUGUACGGAGGACUGCGUCUCAGGGUGUUUCUGUCCCAUGGGCCUUGUGCGCCGUGGGGACACCUGCGUACCGCCAGAGUUUUGCCAUGACUGUGUCUGCAGAGGCCACGGCGACCCCAACUACAUCACCUUCGACGGCCAUUACUACGACUUCCAGGGGACAUGCAGCUAUGUCCUUGCCCAGCACGUGUCCGGAGAUUCUCAGCUUGACUUUCAAGUGCUGGGCAUCAACGUGGAGUGUCCUGAGGAACCUCGAACGACCUGCACUCAGGGACUGGCCAUCAGUUAUCGAAACCACCACGUACGGAUCACCAAGGGUCAGCGGGUUAAGUUUAACGAUUAUGAGCUGCAAGACCGAGACUACCCGUGGGACAAAAAGGGGUUCAACAUCAGCUGGGUUCCUGGUCGCAGCACCGUCGUGUAUGUCCCCGAGAUCAGCCUGGUGGUCCGCUAUUUUGAGCUGAACUAUGGCUUCAGCAUUGAGCUACCAUCAUUCACAUACUUCAACAAGACGGAGGGGCUGUGUGGUGUGUGCAACUUUGACCAAUCGGACGACCUGCUUCACAAGAACGGCCGCCUGUCCACGGACAUCCCGUCGUUCGCGUACAGUUGGCUCGUCGAGGGCACCCCCGAGAUCUGCAAAAUCCAGGCGGCAGCCAGCAAGCGGUCGGUGCCCCGAGAGAUCUGCGAGUUCGAGCGCAACGCCUGCGAGCUCUACGUCGAUCCCGACCUGUACCAGAAGUCGUGCCUGAACGACGCCAGCUACACCCGCAACCUGAGUGCUUCCGUGUGCCGCUCUAAACUGCAGUACGCCGAGCACUGCUGCUCCCAGGGAGGCGUCUCUGUGCACCACUGGCUGAAGGACUCCGGCUGUGACUCUGGAUGUCCUCGCAACAUGGAACUUCGUUGUGAUUCUGGAUGCCCCAAGACCUGCGCUAACUACAGGACACCGGCAGAAGUGUGCCCACUCUCUCCGUCUUACUCCUGCUUCUGCAAAAAUGGCUUUGUUCUCAAAAAUGGAGAGUGUGUUGCCAUCAAGAAUUGCGAGGCCUGUGAUGAACAGGGCCACUUGAUUGGGGACAGCUGGCAAGUGAGUCCCUGUGAGACUUGUGAAUGCGGCGAGAAUUUGAAGGUACGAUGCACCAGCAUUUUGUGCCCGGCACCACCGACGUGCCGAAAUGACGAAAAACUGAUCCACCUUCCCCGGAGCAAUGGAACCUGCUGUGAUGCCUAUCUGUGUGAUGCCAACCUUUUGUCCUCAUGCAAGCCACCUUCACCAGUUGCUUGCCAACCAGGAGCUGUUUCCAAACUAAAAACGAAUGACGAUGGAUGCCCAAGCUAUUUCUGUGAAUGCGACCUCAAGCAGUGUCCGUCGCUGCAGUGGCCAGCCAACCUCGAGCAGGGUCUCGAGGCAUUCGUGGAGCUCCAGGGAUGCUGCAACAAGGUGUCGGUUCGCUGCAACCCCCAGCGCUGCCAGGACAUGCCAAACUGUCCGCCGGAUACGGAGCUCCUAAACGAACCGGGGGAGUGCUGCACCACUUACAAGUGCGUUCCCAAAAACAAAUGUGCUUACAUUCACCAGUACAAGGUUGUGAAUGGAAUGCAGAUGAAACUGCACCCGGCCCAGCAGUACCAGAAGAUGUAUCCGCCGGAAUCCAGUUGGUCAGAUGGCCUGUGCACAAACUGCAGUUGCUCUCAACGUUUCAACCAGUACCAAUACAGUUGCAGGGUGGAGGUUUGUCCUGGUGAGCAACAAGAUACUGAGGACUAUGAGUACACUGUGGACACUCGUGCUUCUGGAGUCUGCUGUCCAAAACAAGUACGGACAGCAUGCAAAGGAGGAGGUCUAGUGUACAAGAUUGGAUCCGAGUGGGCUUUGCCAGGGGAAAAGAAGUGCCGGUCUUACCGGUGCGAGAGGUCGCCCACCACGGGAGAAGCAGUCAAAGCUGUUCUCACCCAGAUCUGCAACACAACCUGCUUGCGUAGUGAAAAAUAUGUUGAGCCUCGUCCUGGAUCAAACGACUGCUGUGGCCGCUGUCUUCGUGAAUUUUGCGAGGAGAACCACAACCUCUACCAGGUUGGUGAAAAGUGGACCUCUACCCUGAGACCCUGCUUCAGUGUCCACUGCCUUCGCGGAGUAUCUGGUGCCGUAGAGAUGAAGUAUACACUGAAAACUUGCCCCCCGCUACCUUCAAACUGUCCCAAGAACAACAUUGUCCGUGACGAGACAGGAUGCUGUCAAAAGUGCCAAGUCACACCAGGCUCCUGUAGGCCUCACAAUGCUGCCAACUCACUGCAGUACUUUACCUUGUCAGACAGAUCACGCGGAUUAUGUUCAAACUCUGAGCCAAUUCCAGAUCUUAAGGAGUGCACAGGCCAGUGCUAUUCAAGUACCAUCUAUUCACCAGACACCAACAACUUCACGAGCUCGUGCAGAUGCUGCACAAUCAUGAGUGCCGUCCAGAGAACGGUGACACUCACUUGUGGAGACGGCUCCAAGAUUCAGAAACAGUAUCAGAACCCAACGGAAUGUGCCUGCACGCUUUGUGGGGAACCGGCGAGGGGUUCCACCGGCAUUGGCAAACCCCCCACGCCUCUUUGAUGACACAUUUCCCAUUCAUUCAUCCAUCUUCAUUCAAUUUAUUUUUAAAAACGCUUUCGUCUUUCUCCCAAAAGGAACAGCCCCACGAAUGUCUAUCUUACAGGUAAAGCGGCGUUUCUGUCUGUAAUACAUUGCAAUAAACUCCUCGUAUUU
Molecule: messenger RNA, 12073 nt
Organism: Ixodes scapularis (black-legged tick)
Lineage: Eukaryota; Metazoa; Arthropoda; Arachnida; Ixodida; Ixodidae
Product: hemocytin
Exons: 75
Coding region: 83-11920 (3945 amino acids)
Cellular component (GO): extracellular matrix
Molecular function (GO): protein binding
Source: RefSeq, a predicted model, not a curated record